This is a messenger RNA of Dunckerocampus dactyliophorus (ringed pipefish), 3022 nucleotides long. RefSeq names its product NPR3-like, GATOR1 complex subunit (gene nprl3). Gene Ontology annotation, biological process: TORC1 signaling; negative regulation of TORC1 signaling; cellular response to amino acid starvation. Bases 957 to 2552 code for a protein of 531 amino acids. Gene Ontology annotation, cellular component: GATOR1 complex. The transcript is spliced from 13 exons. The record is from RefSeq and is a predicted model, not a curated record. Lineage: Eukaryota; Metazoa; Chordata; Actinopteri; Syngnathiformes; Syngnathidae.
UACCAUUUUUGCCUUUCUGGGUUUUUUUUUGGUUUAAUGUUAUUGCUACAAUGUGCCGCGGACCACAAAUGGCACCUAAGCUGCACUUUGGACACCCCAGUGAAGGUUAAACGUUGUUUUCUCCUUGUUGCUUAACUUUGGAAUUUAAAAUAAAUCAUCAUCUUCCUGCAGAAUUUAUUGCCAGGUGGUCCAUGGUUCACUAACGCUUCAGGGUGCAUUUUUCUUCAUUUUUCUUCACAGUUUUGUCCUAAGAUUUAAAAUGUAGCAAAGGACAACACUUUGAAGACCAAUCAAUCAAUGUGUUUGAUUAGCUGUGUCAUGAGAACAGAGCAGCCCGAAGCCAAUCAAGACAGACAAAAACAAGGAAAUAAGAGAAAAACUGUGAGCUGUAUUAUGAUUAUUAUUGAUUUAUAUUAUUAUAUAAUAUCAUAACAGAACACCUGCAUUGUUUUGUGAAAAUGAUUGUUAAAAUCUCGUCUGGUCUUGUUCUCGUGUACCCAAUCUCGUGCGUCGUCUCGUCUCGUGACACCGCUAGCAUGCACCCAUCCAAACAUUUGUUUUCUUAUUUAACUCGUCAAUUUGCACUACUCACAAAGAGUCAAGGCUGUUCGGCAAUCAGGAUGAACCCUAAAAUGCACUAAAACCUUUACAGGUGAACCUAAUUUGACCUUUUUGCACAUGUCAAGCACUGUUCAACGUCGCAGUAGUUUUUGCAUAACUCGCUGUUCUCUAACAAGGAGCUGAACGGCAAAGUUGCCAACAGAUGUGUGAACGGAGCCGUAAAUGUCCUGCUUCAAGUUUGAAUUGGUAAACAGUCCUCUUGAUCAUGCUGUUCACGCCUAACAAACGAUCAACACCACCUCGCCAUUGUAAGGCUUCAGAUAGGACGUUCUCAAAGGCAGAGUGGCUCCAGGGAGACUGGAAGAGUCACAGAAAGGCCUACCAUACCAUACCCUAUGGCAAAUAUCCCUAACUUUUUAGAACCAUCUUCACUAACUGAUGAACAGUUGGUAGCGGGGUUCUCCGACAGCAUCCUGGCCACCAUCCUGGCCACCAAAUCGGACAUGUGCGGCAAGAAGUUUGAGCUGAAGAUCGACAAUGUUCGAUUUGUGGGUCACCCGACUCUGCUUCAGCAUCCUCAUUCAGUCAUUCAGGUGUCUAAAACAGAUCCUUCACCCAAGCGGGAGAUGCCCACCAUGAUCCUAUUCAAUGUUGUGUUUGCAUUGAGGGCCAACGCCGACCCCUCGGUCAUCAGCUGCAUGCACAACUUGUCACGCCGCAUCGCCAUCGCGCUGCAGCACGAGGAGCGCCGCUGCCAGUACCUGACCAGAGAGGCCAAACUCAUGCUGGCCGUGCAGGACGAGAUCACCACUGUCACCGAAACUGAUGCAAGUCCACAGUCGCCAUUCAGGCAAAUUUUGCCCAAAUGCAAGCUGGCCAAAGACCUGAAGGAGGCAUAUGACAGUCUGUGCACCACCGGGGUGGUGCGACUACACAUCAACAACUGGCUGGAGGUGAGCUUCUGCUUACCGCACAAGAUCCACCGCAUCGGAGGCAACUACAUCCCCCCUGAGGCAUUGGAGCGCAGCCUGAAGGCCAUCAGGCCCUAUCACGCGCUGCUGCUGCUGGAAAGCGAGAAGGCACUGCUGAGCCAACUUCCUGUUGACUGCUCUCCUGCCAUGAUGCGCCUCAUCAAGACAUGCUCGGCAGUGAAGAACCUUCAGCAGCUGGCCCAGGACACUGAUCUGGCCUUGCUUCAGAUCUUUCAGAUUGCUGCCCACCUGGUUUACUGGGGCAAGGCCAUCAUCAUCUACCCUCUGUGUGAGAACAACGUCUACAUGCUGUCUCCUCACGCCAACAUCUACCUAUACUCCCCUCAGGCUGAACAGUUUGCUCAGAAGUUCCCCGGUCACGAUCUUCCUUCCAUGUUGGCAAAGUUCUCGCUGCCUGUCUCGCUGGCUGAGUUCAGGAACCCGCUGGAGGCGCCUGCACAGGAGGCCCAGCUGAUCCAGAUGGUGGUGUGGAUGCUCCAGCACCGCCUGCUCAUCCAGCUGCACACCUACGUCUGCCUGAUGGUGCCGCCCGUCGAGGACGAGCCGGCGUUCAGGGAUGACGACCUCCCUCUGGCCUCCAGAGUUGGGGGUCGCAGUCUGAGCACUCCGACCGCCCUGAGUUUUGGAUCACCGACCAGCAGUGACGAUAUGACCCUGACCAGCCCCAGCAUGGACAACUCCAGCGCAGAGUUGGCGCCUGGCGGAGACUCUCCUCUCAACAAGAGGAUCCUGUUAACCGAGACCCUUUUGGCCAGCCUGUCCGACUACGAGAGGCAGUUCAUUCUCAACGUCCCUGCUGCUCAGAAUCAAGAGGAUCUCAGGAUGUUUACCAGGCUGCUGCACUAUUUCCGGGGCCACCACCACCUGGAAGAGAUCAUGUACAACGAGAACAUGCGGCGCUCGCAGCUCAAAACGCUCUUGGACAAGUUCCGCAGCGUCCUGGUGGUGACCAAUCACGAAGAUCCGAUCAUCUCCAUCUUUCAGUCACCGACGGAGUAGCGUCAGCCAGAGGGACGGCGCCGUCACACCAUCUGGCCAUGCUGGGAGGCAGCCAGGAUACAUGUUUUUGUUUUUUUUUGUUAUCCUUCAUGAGGCACUUAUUAGAAUUCUAAAUUAUUUUGUACAUAAUAGUUAAGAUAAGACAAAUGACAUGUGUUAGAUCAUGUGUUUUUGACUGUGGAGGGGCACACGCCGCUGACUAAUGCUCAUUCCAGACCUCCACCUCCUGACUCCCGGAGGUGGGAGAGGACUUGGACAUCAGACAGGCUGUUUUUGCUUUGAAGGGAGCAGAGAGAGGUCCAAACAUCUGUGGAAUCAAUGAGAGGCCCUUAGCCUCCUGAGUGUUUAUUAAAAAAGAGAAGACCUGAGCUCAACAGUCAUGUGUGCGUAAUUGUUUUGGACAUUUUUUUUCACUGUUCAGUUCAUCUUGUUAAUUGGCAUGAAUUCAUUUACAGUAUAUUUGUGACUGG